Alosa alosa (allis shad) is the source of this 511-nucleotide messenger RNA. RefSeq lists its product as uncharacterized. Bases 63 to 293 code for a protein of 76 amino acids. The record is from RefSeq and is a predicted model, not a curated record. Lineage: Eukaryota; Metazoa; Chordata; Actinopteri; Clupeiformes; Clupeidae. The transcript has 3 exons.
AAGGGACAGAGUUUGGGUCUGCCUACACAUUCAGCCUACAGCUCCUCACUCACACAGACAACAUGAAGGCCUACCUGCUCCUGCUCAUCCUGCUGCCUCUGUGCAUGGCCGACUUUCAGAUCCGGUGUAAAGGAGAGGACUUUCUGAUGGUGAGGGAUAUGGUUCUUCAGUGUUCUGGCAAAACCAAGCAGGUCUGCUACACCAGGAAGACAGGAGAGAAGGGAUGCACAAGAGAGGAGUUUUGCAAGAGACCCGGCUGGACUUGCUGUGAAAAAGACCUCUGCAAUGCCUAACUCUUCCACAGGAGGUCACUACAACAUCAGAACGAUCUGCACUGUUGCACAAAUCAGUCCAUUUCAGUCUAACCAGUGGUUUGGAUGGAUUGUGCCUUAGGGCAACAUAUCCUAAUCGUUAUGGAGAUAUCUUUAUGUUAAUGCAGUUACUGUUUCUUUCUAGUUCUCUUUGUACUGUUUGAUGAAUAGAAAAUAAACAUUUGUGUAACAAACUGGAA